UAGGGAGCAAACCAGGAAGUUGGUACAGUGGUGUUAACAGGUAGAAAAUCACCUUAAAAUCAACAAUUCCAUUAGGAUGGAUAAUCUGUCAUAAAGUUGAGUUAAAAACCACAGGAAUGUAGAGAAAUAGGCAACAAUGUUGACCAGUGGAUACUUAUACAGAUAUUGCUAGGAAAUUGGGCGAAAUAUUAAAAGGUGUGUGACCUGAAAGACAACAUGGCGAGCAAUGCAUGCUGCCCUAACAACUUUUACAGGAAGGAUGACUUCAGUGAUUGCAUUCCAGUGCCUGAACCUGGCAAUGAUACCAUGGUCAUUGGGAUUGUCACCAGUGUCUUUGUCGUCCUCACCAUCACCAUCGUGUGCUACUUCUUCUGUUGCUACAGACGCAAGGUGCUGAAGCGUGCCAAUGUGUGUUGUAAUUGUGAAGACAUAUCAGGAUGCUGUACAUUCCUGUCAUGUUCAGACUCACGUUCUAGUGAUGCUAUGAAGGUAACCAAGAGCAACAGCCAACCAGAUGUCUCAUAUGUAAGCGUACCUUUACAAGAAACACCACUACCACGCAAGCAACCCCUAGCACGCAUCAGUGGCCCAGAACAUAGCAGACCCGAUUUCCAGCCUAAAUAUACUAAACCUGACUUGAGGCAAAGUCCCAGUCAACCAAGUGAGGAUAUAGACAUGGAAAGAGUCCCAUUGCAAUCAAGGGACUAUGAUCAAACUAUACAAGCAGAUAUAACACCACUACCACCUCCAUAUCUUGAGCGUGAGGAGAAUCAGGGUAGUCCAAAAACUGCCCCAAAGCAGCCAAUGAAGAAGCCAGAGACUUCCCAGCCUCAGCCUCUGAUUACUCCCCUACAGUCUCUUGCAAAACCCAUACCCUCAAAUAAUCCUAGUGUAAAUCCCCAAUUUACUCCUAAACCACCUGUAAAUGAUGCUGGAGUAGACACACUGGAUAAUUCAGUGAAUCCUCAAAAACAACCACUGAAGAGAGUAGCUAAACCACACAAUCCUCCUUCACUUGCUAAACUUAACAGAGACAUCAAUAAAGCUAAAGCUGUGAAUCAUAAGCCUGGUCAUUCUAAGACCCCAGUCAAAACAACCCUCAGUAAUGGACUAACAAAUCAGAAAAAUCAUGAUUUCUAUGUCAGUGGAAUAUUCAAUCAUAAUGGUGGCCAUCUUGUUUUGCCACAUCUGGACAUCAAAAUGCAUAUACCAGCAGGUGCAAUUAACAUGGACGAAGAGCAAGAGAUAUACAUGUACUUAAAUCUAGACCCCAAAAAGGAGCCACCCCUGAGACCAGGAGAGUCCUUAGUCAGUCCAGUUGUUGUAUGUGGCCCUGAGGGACUGACAUUCAACCAAAGUGUGGUGCUGUCAUAUCCACAUUGUAUAAGCGACCCUGCUAAAAGUGAAGUGACCACUUUAUAUACGGGAGAAGUAGAAGCCCCUCAACCAGUCUAUAGUGAUUUGAAAGAUGACAAGAAAUCUCUUAAUCUUAUAAGAGGGAAAAAGAUGGUGCUAUUUAUGGAUCACUUCACUGGAUUUACUUCUGUCGCAGUGGGUGGAGUCAAGAAGAUGGCAAUCAUGCACUUCACCAGUCCAUUGGUCCCUGGAGAUGACCUGUUGCUAAGGUACUGGAUCUUCAACAGAGACAGGGCAACACGACAGGCUGUCCUGCAUGAGGAAAGAGAACUAGGGGGUGUUAUGUGCACAGCAGCUAAAGAUAUCAGGGUGAAUGCUGAUGCAGGGGACAUAGAGCUAACAGUUGAUAAACUGAUGCCUGGUUGGACCCCAUACCCACAGGACCAUUAUGGGGACCUGAUUGACUUCAACAGUGUUUGGACGAACAACAAAAGUUAUAUUGAAUUUCAUUUUGAACCAUCUGAUGAAAGUAAAGAUAAAUUCCGUUGCAUUGUAAGAACCAAUCAGAUUUCAUCAGCAGCUAAACCAACAGUUAGCACGAUAUUUAUGUCCGACACCAAGAAUAUACCAACCCAGGACAAGCCUAUUGAAACUGAGGCUGUGGCACGUCUACGUGAAAGUAUUCUCCCAUAUGAAGUUCGUAUAAAGAUAUGUCGUUUAAUGGACCAUAAGCAAGACACAGGUAUUGACUGGAGAGUUCUAACAGAUGAGAUGAAUCUAACAAUGGAUGAUAUCAAUCUACUGGAGCAGAAUAGUGCCUACCAUAGUCCUACAUUCCAAUUACUAAGUCUCUGGGAGCUUGAGAAAUCCCCAGAACCAUCUAUCCAAUCGCUAACAUCUUUAAUGAAUAUAUUUCAAAAGUGUGGCAGAGUAGAUGCUGCUCGGAUUAUACAUGAACAUAUUGAGGAAACAAUGCCACAAGGAGUGCAGGGAGUGGAUGACCCUAGCCUCCCUCUAUAUCCUCUACCUACGGAACAUGAGCAAAUGAAUGACUAUUACUCCAAUAAGGGACAUCUCUAUGAACAUGCUCGAGUUGACAAAGAGGGGAAUGAUAUGAACAGAGGGAGGACGAAACAACGAGCGUUAUCUGCUCCUGCGCAUCCAAAUGCAAGCGAAAAGCAAAAAACGAAGCACAGGCCUCAGUCAAACCCUGGCAGGAGCCACGAGGACCUGGAGCCCCAGCCAUUCAUGAGGACACCAACUAGGUACACAGUGCCGCAUGCAUCAUCAGAUUACAAGGGGCACAGGGUUCAAGGUGUGAAUAACGCAGGGGAGGUACUAUCCCCACCUAUCUCCCCUACUUCACCUAGUAAUAAUUACUAUGUUCCUAACAUUCCUGUGUCACCUAAAGACAAACAGCCUGUGUCACCUACAGACAACCAACGGCAAACAGACAUUAAUGCCAACAAUGGGCAAUGUCGUACACCAAUGAUGCGACAAUAUCACAAUGAGGCCAUAGCGAACCCCAAUUCACGGGGUUAUGGGAGACCAGAUUUUGGCGGAAGAUCCCCUAGGACAACCCCUCCCCCUGUUUCAGGAUACCCGCCAAAGCAUCGGGACUCUGGGCACCACUCAGACAUUGAUAAUAACAGAGAUAGUGCAACAAUGCCUGGUAUCUCUGAGAAACCAAGAUUAGUAUCUACACAGGAGUCAAAGGAUUCAGGGACAGAUAGUCCUAACAAUAUGCAAGACUCGAUAGAAUAUACACGUCAUCCAAAUGACAAUUCUGGACGAUUCAAAUUUCCAACAAACAGGAACAGUAUUACAACUGUAGUGUAAGAGCUAAUAAUCAAAUCUAAUUAUUGAAAUAUUGCAAUAUGCAUAUAACAUUCAUGCAUACAAAUAUUUUCUAAAAAGUUCAGAAGAAAAGUUUUUUUAAUUUCUGUUUAUGGAAGGAGAUUUAAGGCGAGUGUGGAACAAGUCAGUGAUCAGUAUUUCAUCAUGUUUUUAAAUUAAGAAAAAAUUGCCAAAAUGUAAUGUAUAUAUUGCCAUGGUGGAGGUUUAUUUGUGUAUGCUCAUAAAUAUGAAGCUUUUUUAUGUUGUGAUUGUACAUUAUUCAUACAUACCUACUAUUCAGAAUAUUUUCAAAUUCUAUGUGUGUACUUCAUAUAACCUCUGAAUACAAAUGAUUUCACAGAUGCCUGAAGCUAUAUAUAUUAGAGUUUCAAUAAUAUGUGUAUGGUAAUUUUAUGUGAUAUAUUUUUGUAUGAAGAAGCUGAUGGUGUUGUAGCUGAAAGAAGGUAGUAAUGACCCUAUUUCUCUCGAAAUUUAUUUAAAGGAAUAUUUCACCCCAAUGUCACUUAUCUUAGAAAAUGAGUGGGGAAAAGUGACACUACAAUAUGAGUAUUACAAUAGGUUCUCGGACAAAAUGUUUGGAUAUUCAUUACCUUCUCCACCAAAUACUCUCUAUGUGAUUAUAAAAAUUUUCCAAUACAACCAUCAGGGCAACAUACAAGGAUUAUGUAUGUACAUGUGCAGUAUAUACUGUAUAUAUUAUGUGUAUCAGGAAGCUUUGACAGAGCUUUAACUGUAGAGUAUGAUGUCACAUUCCAGCUGGCAGAGGGACCAAGUACAAUUAUUUUCGAAAUAUGUGUUCAUAUUUAAUGAUUUAUAAGCCACAAAUAUGGUUGUGAUUAUUAUACAUAGACUAUUGUAUUGGAAUAUAUAUUUAGCUACUUUUGAUAACUCCUAUAGACUGUAUUAUACCUUGAAGAUUGAGGUUGUGUAUUUUCUUGUAAUUUUCAAUAACAUCCAGCGAGGUCAGUAUUUUGAAUACAUGUUCCUCUAUAUUUUGAUUAUUAUAUAUAUUUUGGGUAUAAUACAGUGAAACCUGCAAAAGGGAAACAACUCACUACAGACAUAGAACACUUUGAAAAUGUAAAGAUUCCAGUGUUAUCUGAACCUUCAACGUGAAAACUUUGAGCUGGCCAGUCAUAGGUGUUUACUCCUUGUAGGUUUUCUUGUUCAUGUCUUUCAUGUUAACAUUCAAUUUUAAAUGACUUAAUGAAACUGAUAGGGUGCAAUAAGUAACACAGUGGCCAUAAUUCUUUUAACAAGUUGCUGCCCCCCUCCCUCUUCCUCAAACAUUUCACCUCCUUUGACCAUGGGAAUUCAAGAAAAAAAAGCUUUGACAAUUUAACAAUGUGGGGGGAGCAGAGACUUUGAUAUCAGACAAAGUGACCAUUAGAAUAUCAACUUCAAAAUUGCAAUCAUGUUCUAAAAACUGCUGUAUAAAUUCAAGUUGAAAUCUAAUAUCUUUUACAUUCCACAUUCUAAAAGCAGCAAGUUAUCUUCUAUUUUGAAGAUAAUCUAUGAUCUCACAUACUACAUCUCGACCAACUGGAGGGACAAUUUCAAUGCAUUUUAUAGGUGAACCCAUAACUGAGAACAUAUGAGGGAUGAUCAAUAUGUUUUAUGCUGGUUCUGACAUCUUGUCAAAAAUUCAUAUUUGUCUUUGUUUGUUAUUGUUAUUUUCAAAGAACAAACAUAUACAGGGUGUCAAAUAAAU
Owenia fusiformis is the source of this 4924-nucleotide messenger RNA. NCBI's taxonomy places the organism in Eukaryota, Metazoa, Annelida, Polychaeta, Sabellida, Oweniidae. The record is from the annotation of a GenBank genome assembly.